GCUGCCUGGCGGGGCUGGCGCAGCCCAAGAAGGCGUCGGCGUCGUACGAGGAGCGGCGCAAGCAGGCGACGGCCAUCGUCCUGCUGGGCGUCAUCGGCGCCGAGUUCGGCGCCGAGAUCCAACCCCCGAAGCUGCCGACGCGGCCCCGCAGCUCCGGCCAGGCCCCCGACGGCUUCGGCCUCACCAGCGCCGGCUCCAACUACUCCCUGGCCAGACACACCUGCAAGGCGCUGACGUUCCUGCUGCUGCAGCCGGGCAGCGCGCGGCUCCCGGCGCACAGCACCGUGCGCAGAACCGCCAUCGACCUCAUCGGCCGCGGCUUCACCGUCUGGGAGCCCUUCAUGGACGUGUCGGCCGUGCUGAUGGGGCUGCUGGAGCUCUGCGCCGACGCCGACAGACAGCUCGCCAAUGUCACAGCGGGGCUGCCCCUCAGCCCGGCCGCCGACUCCGCGCGCUCCGCUCGCCACGCGCUGGCACUCAUCGCCACCGCCCGCCCGCCCGCCUUCAUCACCACCAUCGCCAAGGAGGUGCACCGGCACACGGCGCUGGCGGCCAACGCGCAGUCGCAGCAGAACGUGCACACCAGCACGCUGGCGCGCGCCAAGGCCGAGAUCCUGCGCGUCAUCGAGAUCCUCAUCGACAAGAUGCCCACGGACGUGGUGGAUCUGCUGCUGGAGGUGAUGGACAUCGUCAUGUACUGCCUGGAGGGAUCCCUGGUGAGGAAAAAGGGGCUGCAGGAGUGUUUCCCAGCCAUCUGCAGGUUCUACAUGGUGAGCUACUACGAGCGCAGCCACCGCGUGGCCGUGGGCGCUCGCCACGGCUCCGUGGCGCUCUACGACAUCCGCACCGGCAAGUGCCAGACUAUCCACGGCCACAAAGGAGCCGUCACCGCCGUGGCCUUCGCCCCCGACGGCCGCUACCUCGCCACGUACUCCAACUCGGACAGCCACCUGUGCUUCUGGCAGAUGAACACGUCUCUGCUGGGCAGCAUCGGGAUGCUGAACUCGGCCCCGCAGCUGCGCUGUGUCAAGACGUUCCAGGUGCCCCCGGUGCAGCCGGCGUCGCCCGGCUCGCUCGGCGCGCUCCGCCUGGCCCGGCUCAUCUGGACCUCCAACCGCAACGUCAUCCUCAUGGCCCACGACGGCAAGGAGCAUCGCUUCAUGGUCUAGGGCAUGGUCUGGGGCCUGGUCUGGGGCUGCAGCUCUCCCCCUUCCCCUGCAGCCUCUGGGGAUGGACCCAGAGCAGGGACCUGCCCCGGCUCCUGGGGCUGCAGCUCUCCCUUCCCACGGCCUCUGGG
This is a messenger RNA of Pseudopodoces humilis (Tibetan ground-tit), 1297 nucleotides long. NCBI's taxonomy places the organism in Eukaryota, Metazoa, Chordata, Aves, Passeriformes, Paridae. The record is from RefSeq and is a predicted model, not a curated record.